GUCGGUGGAAUAUGUCAAUACUAGUCAUUUCCACUGCUGGUGGAUAACGCCAUUGUAACUUUGCUGCGCCGUAAUCCCGUGUGUGCUGCUGCUGCUGAGUAUGCAGAAGAAAAAGAAAGAUAUUUUCGGAUAAUUUGAUUUGAAGUGCAAUUACUUUUGUGGCUGAAGAAAGUGAUUUUUCCUGGGGUUUUUCGGGAAGCGUUAUUGAUCGGUGGCUCCAGAAAGUGGUUUUCUGUGCUGGGUUUCGAGUGUGGGCACCUUGAAGAUUGGAUGCGAUUUCGUCUCGCCUCUCGUCGACAUUCGGAAAUUUCUCCUUUCGCUUAUACACGUAGGAAUAUUGAUUUUUCAAACAAGGUGGAGAAUUCAGGCGAUUGAAUACGGCAGCGGAUUCCGGAAAAGUCGGGAUUUAAAGUCGGAAUAGAGAAUCGAGGCGAUGAUGGAAGGGUUUUCCUGUGGAAAGUGUUGUCAUCAUCGACAGUGUGGCAAAGUUCGAAAGUGAUGAAAAGUGAUGGUUUGAUAAGUGCAUUUUUCUCUCCACUCUACUGAAUGUUCCCCGGGGUGGAUUUUCGUCGAAUCGGUACUGGGGCGGUGAUACGAGCACGAAACAUCGAGCUUCAGAAGCGAAUUGUGUGAUAUUACUAGAGUUACUGGGGUUUCAAAACACUUUUCCUACUGCUGCAGAAGCGGAAAAUCUUGGUUGUACAGGGAUUCCGAAUUUGUGGGUUUAAACAUCAACAAACAACGUCCAUUAGCAUAUCCUUGUUGAAGAAAAAAUGAGCCGCGAAGUGCAGAAAGAAAACAACACACCUUCAUCCAAUGAGGCCCACCAAUAUGUGGGACCUUAUCGUCUGGAACGAACGCUGGGGAAAGGUCAAACUGGUCUCGUCAAGUUGGGAGUUCAUUGUGUCACCGCUAAAAAGGUGGCAAUUAAAAUUAUCAAUCGGGAAAAGCUCAGUGAAUCAGUGCUUAUGAAAGUGGAAAGAGAAAUAGCUAUAAUGAAACUAAUUGACCACCCACACGUCCUUGGCCUGACGGAUGUUUAUGAAAAUCGGAAAUAUUUAUACUUGGUGCUGGAGCACGUUUCCGGUGGGGAGCUGUUCGAUUAUCUGGUGAAAAAGGGCCGCCUAACGCCCAAGGAGGCACGCAAGUUUUUCCGGCAAAUCAUCUCGGCGCUGGAUUUCUGUCAUUCGCAUUCAAUAUGCCACAGGGAUCUGAAGCCGGAAAACCUGCUGCUGGAUGACAAGAACAACAUCAAAAUCGCCGACUUCGGGAUGGCUUCGCUCCAGCCGGCCGGAUCGAUGCUAGAAACGUCCUGCGGUUCACCUCACUAUGCCUGUCCGGAAGUGAUUCGGGGCGAAAAGUACGACGGGCGACGGGCGGACGUGUGGUCCUGCGGUGUCAUCCUGUACGCGCUGCUCGUCGGAGCGCUUCCCUUCGACGACGACAACCUCCGGCAGCUCCUUGAGAAGGUGAAACGGGGCGUGUUUCACAUUCCUCACUUCGUGCCACCCGACUGCCAGAGCCUACUGAAGGGCAUGAUCGAGGUCAAUCCCGAGAAGCGACUAACGCUUUCGGAAAUCAACAAACACCCCUGGGUUACCGCUGGCGGAAAGGGGGAACUAGAGCUCGAGCUGCCAAUGAUGGAAGUUGUCCAAACGCAUGUGAUUCCUACCGUUUCGGCCGUCGAUACGGACGUCCUCAAUGCAAUAUGCUCGCUUGGUUGUUUCAAGGAGAAGGAUAAACUCAUCCAGGAGUUGCUGAGUCCAAACCACAAUACAGAGAAGGUGAUCUACUUCCUUUUACUGGAGCGAAAGCGAAGAAGACCGGCAGUGGAAGACGAUGAAGAUGUGCUCAGACCUCGGAACGAUAUCAUCGAGAUAGCUGAUCCACCCCGGAAACGACUCGAUACUUGUAGAAUUAAUGGCAGCAGUAGUCUUUCAUACGGCCAGAUCAGCGAAGGAUCGCCGCUAACCUCCCGAAGACAGACGUUCAACAAUGGCCGAAGCCACAGUAGCAGCAGAAGAUCUCCGUCGUCCGUUCCCCUGUCUCGAAGCUCAUAUCAAAGUCCGACCCGUAGUAUUGUGGUGAACUCCAAUCAACCGCUCACUCAACUGCAUCCACCUUCCUCACCAAAUUCAGUAGUGAACCGACACGCAAACUAUGCCAGCCGUGAUCGGAAGUCUCAGAUCGUGGAUCCCUCUUCUCCGGUGCAUCAUCGAGCAAAUUCCGGACCAGCGGUUACCGUUGGUCUGUUUUCGGAAACCGAUUCUAAUAACAUGACCUCUUCGAUAAACGCGAUCCCUGGAUCGCCUAUUUUGGGAAGCCCAGGACAACUUUCAGCCGUCAACACCGGUAGCCAACUGUGGAAGACAAGGCUAACAAACAUAAAGAACAGUUUUCUUGGAAGUCCCAAAUUCCAUCGAAGGAAACUUCAAAUUUCAACCGAAGAAGUGCAUCUUACGCCGGAGUCAUCGCCGGAGCUGACAAAAAAGUCCUGGUUUGGAAACCUUAUGACCACGGAAAAGGACGAAACAUUUACGGUGCUAGUCAAGGGCAAACCACUAGCUACGGUGAAAGCUCAUCUAAUACAUGCCUUCUUAUCGAUGACCGAACUGUCGCACAGCGUCCUGUCGCCGAUGUCGUUCCGGGUGGAGUACAAGCGGGGUGGUACUGGGCCUACGAUGUUCCAGCGGCACGUCCGGAUACAGGUGGACAUCAACACGAUCUGCAAGCAGGGCGACGUGAACGAUAUGCUGUUCGCGAUCACGUUUACGCUGAUUUCGGGCAACAUACGGCGCUUCCGGCGUAUUUGCGAGCACAUUCAGGCACAGGUUUGUUCGAAGCGGUAUCCGGCGGCGCUGGCCAGUCCCACGAACCAGCACAACAACAAGGUUUCGACGACUUCGGUGGCCGAGAGCAUAUCGUGCGGGUCCGAUUCGAGCGAUCGGGUCAACUACAAUAAGCAUGAAUCGGACAUCGAACCGGAAACGUUCUACGACAACAGUAGCGUAGGCAAGGCGCGACGCUCUUCGGCCACAUCUUCAAAUAAAAAUUCCGUCUCGUCGGAUGAGAUCGAAAUCAAAACCGUUCGUUCAAGCUCCGAAUCCACGGAACGAGAACGCGAACGCAGCGCUGAACGGACGGCGGCAAUGUCCGGUAGUGCGCUCGUAUGAGAGUUAUUUCUCUGAUAGGAUUUACCGAACACCUUUCCCAUCGACGGUGACGAUUCGGUCGAGUCCAAGUCAGAACAAAGUGUACUCCAACAACCCCAACAAUCCCCCGAACAACUCUCGUCAUCAACGCUGGUGGCGCCAGAUGCAGAACCAGCUGACGAAACUCUUACACUAUCCGUAUCUUCUGCUAGUACUCAUCCUAUUCCUGCUACUAUCGGCGAUUCCACGCGCACUUUCCAAUUUGAGGUUGCGACUGAUGAAGGCGCCACUUCUUCGGCGAUCCCGAGUACGGCGUACGGCGUCCCCUCGAUCAUCUCAUCAGCCAACUACUAGUUCACAAACAGGUGGUGUCAGCAGAAUGCAAACUAAACGAUCGAAAGCAAAAAACCUAGCAAUUUAAGCUUUGUGUAAAGCCAAAAACUACUAUAAAUAUUAAGCUUUUGAUAGGUACUUCAUCAGACAAUUUUUCUCCGUGAUUCACUUACCCAUAAAAUGACGCGAUCUCUUGUGGUUGUAGAUACAUCCAUGACACUUCAUCAGAGCAACCAUGUGGAAAUUGACUGCAAACACAACACGUUGAUCUCUUCUCUAAGGUAACCUAUAAGAAAAAAAACACAAGAAAACGAAAAAGCAGGACUUUUAGUCAAUUUGGCUCAACGCGCAUCGAGACAACAAACAUCACUUUAUCAAUCAGUCUGUUUAAUAAUAAUUGUUGGAUAAAUUUGAUGGUAAGGUAAUAAGAUUCAAAACAAAAGUUUCGAAGGCGGUGGAUCAAAAUGUGUAUCGAAUCAAGGGAAGAACAAAUGAUCAGCAGAAGGUUCGAAAGGCUGCGCAAAAUAAAGACAUCAACAACAACCAAAAAUAAAAACAGGAACAGGGUUUGGUAAGGAUCAGAGACUAAUAAAUGGUAAAUACGGAGCAGUGUAAGUGACACAUAAGUACAUAUGCUACGUAAAAUUUAUCUCUUACAAAUUAUAUGCAGUAUGCACACAAACAGAAUGGCGACGGCUUGGAUGAACAACUUUUAUAUUAGAACACCUAAUUUACCUAAUUAAAAGAUCUACUAGCCAAUUUUACCUUUACGGAAGAUCAUCUUAAAAAUGAAGAGGUAAGAAAAAAAACGGAAAACUAAAUACACCUAAAAGACACACAUAGUAAGCUUUGAAAUCGUACAUGCUACUACGCACACUCAUCUACAGCAGCAAAAUAAACACUAGACAGACAGAGCAUAUACAGUCACACAUUUCUAAACUCAUACACCCAGCAGGUAUAAAUAAUGGCUUAAAGGGCGGAUCAGGAUUCGUGGAAAAAGGAAAAUGGCGACCGAGAAGUGACGGAAGUGUCGCUUUUCUGGGUAAAAAUUUACUCACGAACCUAGAGAGCGCGUCGUUGUAUAUAAAAGCACACCGAAAGCAGAUAGUCUAUAUAUUCGAGAAACAAUAUCUUCAUAUUUCAUGGGAAUCGUUGUAGAGCCAUUUGGAAUAGGAAUAAAUGAAAUAUUGCAUCACUAAAACGCAGCUUACGCAUAACAGCAACAACACAUCUAGGGAUAGAUAACAACAAAGAAUAAUCUCAAAUACGAGUGGUUACAAAAGAAACCUCUUCAAUAUUUAUCAAACAAAGUAAACAAAAAAAAACAAAGAGUGGAAUUGCUGUUUUACCUGAAUUAAUUUCUUUUGUACAUUUGCUUGUGAGACAAAAUACUCAAAAAUGUUUGAUACCAUUUAUUUUCUCGCUUGUUUAUUUCGUAUCGAUAUUCGUAGAUAAAUAUGAAAUCCUUUUUGUAUGAGGGAAAAUCAAACAACUAAACGCUUAUUAGUUUUUAUGGCUACAAUAAAUGACACACUACAAAACCAAUUAAUACAAUGUCGGCUUAUGUAGACUAAAAACUUAUCGAAAAAUGAGGAAGAAUAAAAAAAAAACUCAUGAAAAAACCUUUAAAAAAAUUAAUCAAACAUCGCUUAGUUAGUAUCAUCAGCCUCAACAAAAAAAAAUACCGCGGGAGGGAAAAAACAAAUAAAGCAAAAUGUAUGAGCAAAAUAUACACACCAGCCGCAUAUUAAUAAAAAGCAGUGAAAUUAGGACAAAAUUGGUCACUUCUUUAUAAACGUGUCGCCAUAUAUGAGCGACAUUUUUAUUGAAUUCGAAAUUACAUCGGCUACGUGCAAAAGUCUGGGCAAUGUGCAAAAGAAGAAAUGCGAAAUGUUAAGGCUUCAGACGGCUGCUUCAGAAAGGUUCAUUAUAUAUUUUUAAACAACUUCAAAUCGAAUAAUUGUAAAAAAAGAAAACAGAAGCCAAAGCGACGCUAAAAUGAAAACCGCACUGUGUGCUAGUUUCGGUUAACGAACAACAACAAAUAAGCAGAAAUAAUGAAAACAUACGAACGAUCUAAUUCUGAGAGUAAAAAUUACCCCAUACAAAGCGCACUUGUAAAUUUGUACUAUGAGAGGGUAUCAACAGAAAGAAGUAAUACCUACACAAUACACAUCUACCAGCAAAUAAACACGUAAAACAAGGAAAAGUUCACACCGUACGUAAGUAACACACAAACACACACGCAACAGACAAUGUAAUAAUAAAUACCGGAUGAUAUUAGGAAAAGCACUUGUUUGAAAAACCCAACUCAAUAAAAACACGAUCGUCGUCGUUGUGUGCAAGGGAGAGAGAGAAAGAAAGAGAGCGAAAAGCAGAAAGAAGUUGUGUACAGCAAAUAACAAAAGCAUUCCAUGACAAAGAGCAUUAUGUACAGAGCAAAACGAAACAAUAGUUGAAACAGCAACAACAACAAUAAGCGAGAAUAGUGCUGUAAAAUAGAGACACAUGUGAAUAAGAAAGGAUACGAAUGGGUCAGCGCAACCGAAAAUAAAACGGAAAAAGGAAUGACAACAACAACAACAACAACCAAAACAAACAGCAACAACAACAACGGUGUAAAAUGGAAUACCAUAUGUUUUGUAAAGAUAAGUAUUAUUGUUCUUCAAUGAAAAAAAAAAAAACAAAGACAGAAAAAAUAUACAUUUGAAAUACAGACGCCAUGAAACAGUCGAAUAAA
Messenger RNA from Uranotaenia lowii, 6225 nucleotides. It is a transcript of the gene sff, whose product is annotated as serine/threonine-protein kinase BRSK2. Lineage: Eukaryota; Metazoa; Arthropoda; Insecta; Diptera; Culicidae. The coding region runs from base 774 to 3173 and encodes 799 amino acids. The transcript is spliced from 14 exons. The record is from RefSeq and is a predicted model, not a curated record. Gene Ontology annotation, biological process: intracellular signal transduction; protein phosphorylation; microtubule cytoskeleton organization. Gene Ontology annotation, molecular function: ATP binding; tau-protein kinase activity; protein serine/threonine kinase activity. Gene Ontology annotation, cellular component: cytoplasm.